UCUUAUAAUGAAUAUGUUAUGCAACCAAGUAACUGUUCAGGUCAGAAAAUGGAUAAUCGUGAUAAUGAACAUCCUAUUAUUGGAAAAUUUCUGCCAAAAGGCAAUAUCUUGUUAUCUUACCAAGCCCAACAAAUUAAGUUUGUAAUAACUAUUAGCAAUGAUGAACAUGAUCCUUGGAGUAAAAAAUCUGAUGAUGCAUUUUACAAAUCUUUGCCAUUUGGUCCCAGUCCUACAUGA
Dentiscutata erythropus is the source of this 237-nucleotide messenger RNA. Lineage: Eukaryota; Fungi; Glomeromycota; Glomeromycetes; Diversisporales; Gigasporaceae. The record is from the annotation of a GenBank genome assembly.